UUGCGUCUGAACCGUUGCUUCCGGGUGUCUUCAAUGAAGAAAUCUCUUUGCAUUUGAUGCUUUUUGUGUUUUCUAAGGUAAGCUAAAGGCUGACGUUUAGAAAAUGAACCGAAUAUUCGGACGAGGAAAACCCAAAGCGCCUCCUGCGAACCUGUCGGACUGUAUCGGCACUGUGGAUGCGAGGGCUGAGUCCAUUGAAAAGAAAAUUGGCAGGCUAGAUGCGGAACUCUUGAAGUACAAGGAUCAGCUGAAAAAGAUGAGAGAUGGGCCCUCGAAGAACAUGGUGAAGCAGAAGGCAAUGAGAGUCCUGAAGCAGAAGAGAAUGUAUGAAGGUCAAAGGGAGCAGCUGGCUCAACAAUCCUUUAACAUGGAGCAGGCAAACUACACGAUCCAGACAUUAAAGGACACCAAAACAACAGUGGAGGCCAUGAAGAUUGGUGCCAAGGAUAUGAAAAAGGCCUACAAGGACGUCAGACUUGAUCAAAUUGAUGAUUUACAGGACCAGCUGGAGGACAUGAUGGAUGAAGCCAAUGAGGUGCAAGAAGCCCUGAGCCGCAGCUAUGGCACUCCAGACAUUGACGAGGAGGAUCUUGAAGCAGAGCUGGAUGCACUGGGUGAUGAGCUGCUGCUGGAUGAUGACACCUCCUACCUGGAUGAGGCCUCAGCUGCCCCGUCUAUCCCUGAAGGAAUCCCCAGUGACAGCAAGACAAAUAAGGAUGGUGUGCUCGUGGAUGAGUUCGGCCUCCCUCAGAUUCCUGCCACAUAAACAAGAAGCAAAUAAAAACAGCUGCACUCGAACUGAAAACACUUUUAUAUGUAGAGUAACAUUUAUACAUGCAAAACCAUUUGACGUGAGAACACUACGAUUUGGAGGCUGUUCUGGUUUCAGGUUGUGUAUCGUUACUUCUACCGUGCUGGCAUGUGGCCUUGUAACAUACUAAACCUUUUUUUUUAGACAUAAUUCCCUUCAUCUUCUCUUCCUUUCAUCAUCAACAGCUUGUCUGUGUCGUUCAUUAGUGUUCCUUAGUGUUCCUUAGUGUUUAUUUAUUUCUGUUUGUUAUUAAUUUUGUGUGAUUUUUAGUCACUAAGAUCGUGUCUGCAUUCUCAAAAGUGGAGGUUAUUCACACUUGGGCUGUUUAAAAUAUCUGCAGGGUUAUUUGAAACAUGCAAAAUAAAAAUGUUUGUUUUAAAUCA
This is a messenger RNA of Neolamprologus brichardi, 1194 nucleotides long. RefSeq names its product charged multivesicular body protein 5a (gene chmp5a). The record is from RefSeq and is a predicted model, not a curated record. Gene Ontology annotation, biological process: vesicle budding from membrane; late endosome to vacuole transport via multivesicular body sorting pathway. Gene Ontology annotation, cellular component: multivesicular body. NCBI's taxonomy places the organism in Eukaryota, Metazoa, Chordata, Actinopteri, Cichliformes, Cichlidae.